Toxotes jaculatrix (banded archerfish) is the source of this 1131-nucleotide messenger RNA. RefSeq names its product ER membrane protein complex subunit 10 (gene emc10). The record is from RefSeq and is a predicted model, not a curated record. Lineage: Eukaryota; Metazoa; Chordata; Actinopteri; Toxotidae. The transcript has 8 exons. Bases 56 to 808 code for a protein of 250 amino acids. Gene Ontology annotation, cellular component: EMC complex.
GCAAAUAUAGCUGUAGUACGUCUGACGUUGCCUUCCAUUGCUCAUUCCUGUCAAAAUGGCUCGUCUACUACCAUUUAAAUUUGUUGUUGUUUUUACGGUUUUGUUCUUCGUAUGCAUGGAUUUCGUAUGUUGUAAUAACGGCAGAAGGGUUGGUGAUGCCUUGGACACUGAGUUCAGUGGUUUCUCUGUGCCUCUUGAACACUCAUUCGAAGCCGAUGAUGUAGCAAAGUUUCGAGUACGUGGAGCACUGCUGUUGAAAGCUGGACGGGAGCCCAGUGUCUCACUAAGUCAGAACCAGCUAUCAGAGGAAGACAGAACCAAACUGAAGGAAGUUGCUGCAGUGGACGGUCUGUACAGAAUCAGAGUUCCUCGUGUUUUCCUGCAGGCGGACAGACAGACAGAGCGGCAGAUGGAAGGUUACCUCACAGCGUUUGUCAGAGCCUGUGCCAUGGUUGAGUCCCACCUGAGCGAUGCAAUCACCCUCCACACCGAUGUCUCUGGGUAUCUCAUCGGUGUCUCUAUAGUGACAUUACCUGGGGCCUGCAGGGGCACUGAGGUUGAGGAUGAAGUCGAUCUGGAGGUUUUUAACACCACGCUCCGUGUCAUGGCGCCUGUUAAUGCCCCUGGACCGGAGACGGCUCUGUUCCUCGAACGAAUGGAACAGGAAUCUGAGAAGAAAGCAAAGAAUCCACAAGAGCAGAAAUCUUUCUUUGCUAAAUAUUGGUAUUUGAUUCUGGGAGGUGCAAUCUUCCUCAUGGCCACCAAUUCGGCACAGCCCCCAGCAGGGGGAGGCAGAGAGCAGAGCUGAUUCCCACUGAAUGGAUGUACAUCGUUCCUCUCGUUCUUUUCUUGAUGAUGUCUGGCGCUCAGGACCAAUCAGGAGGAGGAGCCGGGGGCGGAGCAGCCAAUGGAGGUGGCCGAUGAUCAGCACGCCAACAUUUUUUUUGUUUUUGGGAAGGUUUAGCUAAAAAUAAUUCUCUUGAACAGUUUUUAAUUGCUGUACAUAACGCUAUUUAAGGAAACGUCUGUGACACACACGACUGAAACCUGUACAGUAGAGAGGAGAUAUUGUGCCGUGCAGAUAACUGCAUUUUUAAUACUAAUGUGAAAAUAAAGUAUUUAUUACUUGAA